CCAGUCAAAAAUUCUCUAUGACAAAUCAAAGUUGGUAGUUGCAUUAUGCUUUCUGCAUGUCGUUUUAUUCGUCAGGCAGGUCGAAGAGCGAUACACACUGCAUCCCAAAACAUGGCCCAACUCAAGAUUGCUAUUAUUGGCCAGUCACAGUUUGGCUUAGAAGUGUACAAGAGUCUUCGUAGUAAAGGACACGAGAUCGUUGGUGUCUUCACUAUCCCUGAUGUAAACGGUAAACCAGAUGUCCUGGCCAGUGGAGCGGAAGAAGAUGGAGUCAGAGUCUUCAAAUUCCCUCGUUGGAGAGUCAAAGGAGAGCCUAUAACGGAUGUAGUCAACCAAUAUACCCAGUGUGGUGCUGAGCUAAACGUUAUGCCAUUCUGCAGCCAGUUCAUUCCGAUGAACGUGAUUGACUUCCCUAAACAUGGCUCAAUCAUUUACCAUCCAUCGAUUUUACCUCGUCACCGUGGUGCUUCUGCUAUCAAUUGGACAUUGAUGGAAGGUGAUAAGAGAGGAGGGUUUACGAUAUUCUGGGCAGAUGAUGGUUUGGACACCGGGCCAAUUCUGCUGCAGAAAACUGUGGACAUAGAUCGCAAUGACACUGUUGAUACCUUAUACAACAGAUUCUUGUAUCCUGAGGGAAUCAAGGGAAUGGUUGAAGCUGUAGAGCUGAUCGCUGAUGGUAAAGCACCAAAAAUCCCCCAGACAGAAGAUGGAGCAACAUAUGACAAAAUCUGGAAAAAGAAGGAAGUCGCAAAAAUCAACUGGGGACUUCCUGCUGCAGCACUGCACAAUUUUAUUCGUGGAAAUGACAAACUGCCUGGUGCUUGGGCAACCAUCGAUGGAGAGCAAGUUACAUUUUAUGGCUCCAAUCUUGGACCAAGGAAGAGAGUUCCACAAGGAUCAGAAGUCUACAUUGAUGGUCAUGAUAAACCAGCCAUAGUGCACAAAGAUGGCAUGACUCUCUUCGGGUCAGAUGGCAAAAUGGUAACAGUAAAAACCCUGCAGUUGGCUGAUGGAAGGAUGGUUUCUGCCUCCAAGUAUGGACUAGAAGAAGAGGAAACAGUUGCUUUAGAGCUCACCGAUGAUGAAAAAGUCAUUAUGGAAAAAAUCAAGACAAUAUGGUCUGGUAUCUUGGCCAAUCCUGACAUAAAUGACGAAACAGACUUCUUCAAGGCUGGAGCUGGUUCCAUGGAUGUAGCAAGGCUUGUUGAAGAAUUAAAGCAGAAAUGUUCGGUUAUCUUGGAGGCUGAAGAAGUUUACCUCAACACAAGAUUUGAGGCAUUCCUCAGAUUAUCUAUUUUGAGGUCGAGAGGAGAAGGCAAGGAAGAGUUUACUUGCAAUACUACUGACUUGGAAGUGAAUGACAUGACUAUUCACAUGCCAUAUCAGUUGUUCAUUGAUGGAGAGUUUGUAGAUGCCCACCAUGGAAAAAUGUUUGAGUCAAUCAACCCGACUGAUGGAAGUGUUUUGGCCAAAGUUUGCCUUGCAUCACAUGAGGAUGUUGAUCGUGCUGUUGAGGCUGCUAGGGUUGCUUUUGAGGAAGGUCCCUGGGGAACUAUGAAUGCAAGAGACAGAGGAAAACUGAUGAAUAAACUUGCAGACCUUAUGGAAGAACACACAGAGGAACUAGCCACUAUUGAAGCUCUUGACUCUGGUGCCGUAUACACUUUGGCACUCAAGACCCAUAUUGGAAUGUCUAUCGAUACCCUCAGAUACUUUGCCGGUUGGUGUGACAAAAUACAGGGCCUGACCAUUCCAGUCAACAAUGCCAAACCUAACAAGAACCUGUGUUACACCAAACGAGAGCCCAUUGGAGUGUGUGGUCUCAUUGUGCCUUGGAACUAUCCAUUGAUGAUGUUGGCCUGGAAGAUGAGUCCUCUUCUUGCUGCUGGUAACACAGUUGUCCUCAAGCCAGCACAGGUCACCUCAAUGACAGCAUUGAAGUUUGCAGAACUGGCUGCAAAAGCUGGUUUCCCCAGAGGAGUCAUUAAUAUUGUUCCUGGUUCUGGAUCUGUGGUUGGUAAUCGUAUCUGUGAUCACCCAGAUGUGCGUAAAGUUGGUUUCACAGGAUCAACUCCUGUUGGUAAAGCAAUUAUGGAAAGCUGUGCAACCAGUAAUCUGAAGAAGUGUUCUCUUGAGCUGGGAGGCAAAUCUCCUUUGAUCAUCUUCAGUGACUGUGAUAUGGACAGGGCUGUUAGACAGGGAAUGAUGGCUUGUUUGUUUAACAAAGGAGAAAACUGCAUUGCUGCUGGUCGGCUGUUUGUAGAAGAGUCCAUCCACGAUGAAUAUGUCGCAAGACUGAUUGAAGAGGUCAAGAAAUUAAAGAUUGGUGAUCCUCUGGACAGAGCUACAGAUCAUGGACCUCAGAACCACAAGGCUCAUUUGCAGUCGUUGAUUGAUUAUGUCAAGAAAGGUGUAGAUGAGGGAGCUAAACUUGUGUAUGGUGGAAAGCACCUCGAUAGACCUGGGUAUUUCUUCGAGCCCGCAAUAUUUACUGAUGUUGAAGAUGACAUGUUUAUUGCUAAGGAAGAAUCCUUUGGUCCUAUUAUUAUCAUCUCUAAGUUUGAUGACGGUGAUGUAGAAGGGGUCCUGGAGAGUGCCAACGACACAGAAUACGGACUUGCUUCUGGUGUCUUCACGAAGGACAUCAGCAAGGCGCUUCGAGUGGCUGACGGGCUACAGGCUGGUACUUGUUUCGUCAACACGUACAACAAAACCGACGUAGCUGCACCAUUCGGUGGAUGCAAGCAGUCUGGAUUUGGAAAAGAUCUUGGAAUGGAAGCAUUGAAUGAGUAUUUGAAGACAAAAGUCAUUACUGUUGAAUACUAGUCCCAAUAUUAUAUCAACUGUUCCUGAUAACUGACCUACAUUGUUUGGCGAGCUACCAAGAGAUAUUCUGUCAAGUCGUUCCAUAGUCCAAGUGCAUUAUGGGUCACGAUCCUGCAUCUGUAGUUUUCCUAAAUCAAUCGUGUUCACUGUACCGUUUUAGCAUUCUACGCAAUGUUUUCCUAUCUCCUACAUCUCUUGGGAAAAACAAUAACUGAAUGAGGAAACCUCUGGUUCACAUUGUAUGUAUAAUGCAUCGAAAUCAUGGGCUGACCUAUGUCUCUUUCUAGAAAUUUUAUAAACUGUUCCAGGUUAAGGAAAAGAAUCUUUUUUCUUUUUAGUGUGAGAUUACCCACAACUUUUGAAAACUAGCUGCCUUUUUAAUUAUAGAGCAGGUUUCGAAUGGCUGUAAAAACAAUUCCGGGCAUUCUGAUUGGACGAACGUUUCGGUAUUGCCGAGUGCUGAACCUUCGAACUGGUCGAUAUCUGCUUUUGAAAAUACUAUAUAUUGUCCGUCUUACUUUGGUCUUCGUAUACCCACUUAUAUUUUUAGAUCCUAGUGUUGUUAGUGCCUCCAUGAGGUUAUAGUAAAAAUCGCUGAUAAAAGUUUGCAUUACUUAAAGAUUUUAGGCACCCGAAAGUUCGCACAUCCAAGCAAUAAUAGAUUAUUUAACUUCAUAUAUCUUUAUAUUUCUUAGUAUAGGCGAUUUAUUGUAUAUUAGGUUAAUAUGUAUCCAGAAAAGCUUUGAAAUGUUAGAUAUAUCACUUGGAAAAUCAUGAUCCCAGUUUUUACGGGGGGGGGGGGUGAACGUGUUGCUAAGGAUAACUCAACUUUUUGUUGACCCCCCCCCCCCCUCCCCCGGAAAAGUUUUGACGAAAGACGAAAAAUUUGCGUCUAGCUCUAGGGUCACUCGACGUUCAUUUAUACCGCGUAUUUCUAUCCUAUAGAAUUAUGAUUUAAACUCACUAGCGUCUCGAUCUCAUAUCUAGAAUAAUUUUGAAAGUGAUUUUUGUAGGAAAAUUUUAACUUUACUUUAAGGUAGAAAGGCACAGAAAUUUGAAGCCUUUAAUGCCUCAGUAUGUGCAAAGCUCUUUGGCUGAAGCCGGUAUUUUAGCCUGUUACAUUUGAAUUACAUGUCUAUAGGUGCGGCAAUGCGAGCAACAAAAUCUUGGAGCGUGUCGCUGAUCUUGGCGCUACAAAUUGUAAAACAUCUCUUUGCAGAGUUAAGAGAAAUUCUACUUUGAACAAAGAAGGGAUGUAUUGCACAAGGCUUGUGUCAAUAUUUUUUGUUAUAGAUCGCAGAUUGAAUAUUGCCCUUAUUCUUAUACCAUUUCUUUGUUGCAAAGGUUAAAGAGAACUUCAAAAAGAAUUUGUUGCGGUCGGGCUGGUAGUAAUCGGCGUUUUUUAAGAGUGUUGCCCGUAUUACGGCACCUUUGUGGACGUUGGAAAGUUGCUUUAUAUUUUCUAAUGUAGGAGUUUUUUUGUUUUGUUUUGUUUUGUUUUGUUUUGUUUUGUUUUUUUUGAGUCCGACACGCUGGAUUUAGAUAUUAAUAUUGUCAUUAGUGUUUUUUAUUUAAAAGUGACAGUUAUUGUAUGUAGAAAGAAGGUGUUUGACUUAUAUUGAUAUUUGUUGAGAGAGAACAACUUUUGUGUAUUUUAGCAAAUUGACUUUGCGCCCCCAAAACGUUAUGUUACACGUUUUAUUUCAAAAACUUUAAAAUUACCCUAUAAAUUCUAAAGAGCCGCAAUUUUUUGUUUCCGACGCCCCUGGAAUGUUUGCUGAGGGCUGGAGAUACGGUACAACCAACCGUUGCGUAGAACAUCUUGAUGGAAGCAUUGAAAUUAUAUCGUGUGUCCAGCUCUGCAAAAUUCCGAUUUUACUUUCACGUAUCAGGGUACCUUUAGUAACCUUUUAUGAACAGGCCAGGGGUGCUUACCAUUUACCCGGAAAGACCGGAAAUUCCGGUUGGAAAACAAAUGGUAUGCAUCAUUGCGAUCAGAAAGUUCCGUAAAACUCGGUCUUACAAUUGAGAUAAUCCACUUUUCCCGCAUUUUUCGGUUCUUUCAGUAGACGCGUGUACCAUUUAUCGAAAGUCAAAGUUUCCCGCUCUUUUCUUACCAUUAGCGAACGAAUUUCCAACCGGAUGGAUUGGUUUAAAUGGUAAGCAUCCUAGGUUACCCAUAGUAACCGGUGCACAACAGAUUUCCUCCUAUGAACAGGUCGUUACUUUGCUGUCAAUAGGGUGAUGCUAUCAGGCAAAGAAGUGGGACUUUUUAUGCGGUUAUCAAAAGAUGCGCGCAACGAUUGCGUGGUACAGUCAUUGUAAUGAACGUUUUCCACUGAAAAUUACAUUUCCACUAUAACAAAUGUCAAGGGAAUAUACUUGCUCUAAAUGCUCGAUUCCAGCAAUUAUUAUAUACAAAAAUAGACUUCAUAAUGAUUAUCCUAUUGUUCAUUGUUAUACUCGUAAAGUUUAUAACCAGAAAGUAUAUCGUUUGAGACGAAUAAACAAACCAUCACGUGA
Actinia tenebrosa (Australian red waratah sea anemone) is the source of this 5349-nucleotide messenger RNA. RefSeq names its product cytosolic 10-formyltetrahydrofolate dehydrogenase. Gene Ontology annotation, biological process: biosynthetic process; 10-formyltetrahydrofolate catabolic process; one-carbon metabolic process. Gene Ontology annotation, molecular function: formyltetrahydrofolate dehydrogenase activity; oxidoreductase activity, acting on the aldehyde or oxo group of donors, NAD or NADP as acceptor. Gene Ontology annotation, cellular component: cytoplasm. The record is from RefSeq and is a predicted model, not a curated record. NCBI's taxonomy places the organism in Eukaryota, Metazoa, Cnidaria, Anthozoa, Actiniaria, Actiniidae.